GAGUUAAUCUUGUACCGCCGUUUGGUGGCGCUACAUACCAACACAUGUAGAAAACACCACAGUUAUUCAACGUAGAAGAAGAAAUCCCCACGACUUUGACGUUUAGCAGCAGCAGUAUCUGUCCUGACCUUCUCACUGCAGCGUGACAAACUAAAAGAUGGCAGGAAGCGCAUUUGCAAGUUGGUGGACCAGGAUGAGCCCUUACUACACUAAGGUCUACCAGGAGGUCUGGGUGGGCAUGGGCUUGAUCACAUUAGUGUCCUACAAACUUGCUUUUGGAGGCAAGAAGGCUGUGGACAGCAAGCCUGCCCAUUGAGUUUCCCACCAUGCUGACCCCCCCUCCACCUGCUGUGAUAUUAAGGCCCAAUCGUUAGUCCAGAAGUCCCACUUCAUAUUUGAAUUUUUGUUAAUAUGGAACAAAUAAAGUUGCUAUCAUAAACCUAUCA
Cottoperca gobio is the source of this 446-nucleotide messenger RNA. It is a transcript of the gene atp5mj, whose product is annotated as ATP synthase membrane subunit j. Gene Ontology annotation, cellular component: mitochondrion. Lineage: Eukaryota; Metazoa; Chordata; Actinopteri; Perciformes; Bovichtidae. The record is from RefSeq and is a predicted model, not a curated record. The transcript has 4 exons. The coding region runs from base 158 to 316 and encodes 52 amino acids.